AUGUCCGCCUUCAACGAACAAGACCCCAAGCGGACCUACCGCGGCAACUGCCACUGCGCCGCCUUCGUCUAUGAGGUCGAACUCCCAGAGAUCAAGAGAGCGGGCGAGUGCAACUGCAGCGUCUGUGCCAAGAAAGCAGCACUCUGGGCCUCGUCUGCUCGCGAGGACUUCCGCGUCGUCAAGGGCGCCGAGAGCGAGCUAUCCAACUACAACUUUGGAUCGGGGCAGCUGACCCAUAAGUUCUGUGGAAACUGUGGUACCGCCAUCAUGGUGGACUUCCCCAACGGGCCGCCAGGUAUGAAGAUGGCGUUGAAUGUGCGCUCAAUUCAGGACCUCGACAUCGCCGGGCUGGAGAGAAAACCUUUCGACGGUGCAAGUCUUGGGCCCAAGUAUGAACCUCCGGUUCAUCAGGGCCCGAACCCGACAGCCGAGGUCGAGGGGGGCAAGCUCCACACAGGGAGUUGCCACUGCGGCGCCGUCACGGUGGCGGUCGUCAGUAAGCCCAUCAACGAGACAUAUGAGGGCCAAGUCAUCGAGUGUGAUUGCAGCAUCUGUGAGAGAAACGGAUACAUCUGGCUGUACCUCGAUAUCGACCAGGUCGUGCUGUCGGGAGACGACGACAGCAUUGGGCGCUAUGCCUUCUCCCACCGAAUCCUCUCAAAGACCUUUUGCAAGAUCUGCGGCGUCCCCUUGACCAACCAGUACAACCCGCUGACGGAGGAAGAACGCAGCAUGUUGACGGAGGACGCCCGGCAUUGGCACAACGUGUUCAGAGAGAAACACCCGGUGAAUGCGCGGGUGUUGAACGGUGUGGAUUGGAAGACUCUGAAGACGCAGCAUUCGGACGGCAAGACGCAAUUUCAGCCAGGGUAUGUGAACCCCUGA
Messenger RNA from Colletotrichum higginsianum IMI 349063, 885 nucleotides. Its product is annotated as Glutathione-dependent formaldehyde-activating enzyme. The coding region runs from base 1 to 885 and encodes 294 amino acids. The record is from RefSeq and is a predicted model, not a curated record. The transcript has 5 exons. Lineage: Eukaryota; Fungi; Ascomycota; Sordariomycetes; Glomerellales; Glomerellaceae. Gene Ontology annotation, molecular function: carbon-sulfur lyase activity.